AUGGAGAAAGCAGAUAAGGAAUGUGUUGCUGCUGCGUUAGAGAAGAAAGCGGAUAAGGAAUAUGUUAACGAAAAAGAUAAUGAAAUUAAAGAAAGUGUUGAAUGGUAUCAUGAAUGGAUAUCAAAGAUUUUAAAAACUAAAGCUGAUACAGGAUGGGUUUCAGGAUGUUUAGACCUUAAAGCGGAUAAGGAAUAUGUUAAUGAUGAAUUAAAGACUAAGUUAGAGAAGAAAGCAGAUAAGGAAUAUGUUAACGAAAUAUACCAAAGUUUGAUAGGAACAACGAAAAAUAUUGAAACUAUUGUUGGCGACUUUUCUGUCAAUGAAGAAAAUAAAUAUUUUAGAUGGCAGUUUGUACACUCCUUAAAAAAUGGUAUACGGUGGAAACUCAUUCCGAAAAAUAACAAUGAAAUGUAUGUAAGUUAUAAAAAGAAUGAUGACACACAAGUUAAAGUUCCAUUAGACAACAACUGCUACUUAAACUUAUAUGGAGACGAACAAAAGAAAUAUUUAAGAGUUUAUGAAAUGGUAGAUAUGACAUUGCCUGACCCAGCUCCAGCACCAUAUUAUUAUGACUAUGGAGAUGAUGUCAGAACACCACAUGUAGAUGAACAAAA
Trichomonas vaginalis G3 is the source of this 614-nucleotide messenger RNA. Its product is annotated as phage tail repeat-like family. The record is from RefSeq and is a predicted model, not a curated record. NCBI's taxonomy places the organism in Eukaryota, Parabasalia, Trichomonadida, Trichomonadidae. The transcript has a single exon. The annotation marks the transcript as partial.